UCGCCAUUUUGAAUUUUUACGACACUACAGUGUUUGCUUGACGGUAGAAAUGUUUACUGCGUUAACAGAAGAAACAUGUUAUGCUAUUUGACGUGUUCACUGCGUACAAGACAAAUAAACUCGAAUUGGUUUGACCCAACUAGGAUUCCGUACUCGGCACUGGCAGCAUUUACGACACCACGCUGUCCGUACGGCCGGUAGUGUAAUCGCUACGACAGUGGAGGCGUCAUGCACGAAAGGUCGCUUCCCGCCUCUCCCAACUGGUACUGCUCCCGCUGCAGUGAUGUCAACAGCAGCGCGCUACUGGGCGUCGGAGCCAAAAACAUCAUCUAUUUGAUUGAUGUGUCUGCAUCCUCCUGCAGGGUUGUAGGUGAGCUUGUCGGCCAUAAAGACUUGGUGUCUGGCUUCUCCUUCUGUCAGCAUGCAGGCCAGAGUCACAUCUGCGUUAGCUCCUCGAAUGAUGGGAGUAUUCGCUUCUGGGACUCCGAUAACAAGGUUCUCAUAAGAGAGCAUGCAGCUCAUCAGAGCCCCGUCGCAGCGGUGCACUGGUCUCCGGUGGAUAAAAACCUGGUAGUGUCGGGGGAUGAGAAGGGCAUAGUGGUGUGUCACUGGUACAACACAGGAGACACGGCCAGCUUCUUCCCAGAGCCCAGGACCAUCUUCUGCCUCACCUGCUCCCCUCACACCUGGAGCUCUGUGGCUGUGGGGUACAAAGAUGGGAUGAUCGUGCUGAUCGACGUGAGUAAGAAAGGCGAGGUGAUGCACCGUCUCCGUGGACACGAAGACGAGAUCCACUCGCUGGCGUGGUCGCCACUGACCGGGGAGGAUACCUUCAGCAGACCUGAGGACAGUGAAGCGAUCAGUGGAGUGUCUGCAGGAGAUGAGAAGGGAUGCUAUCUUGCAUCUGGGAGCAAAGACCAGACAAUGAGGAUCUGGAGCUCAUCGAAGGGAAAAAGUGUGACGACUCUGAAGCUGCCGUAUCUGAAGAAAAGAGGCUCUGCAGUCGACCCCGGGGUCAAGGAGAGACUCUGGCUCCACGUCCACUGGCCGAAGGGACGACCAACACAACUCGUGUCCAGCUGCUUCGGGGGUGAGUUGGUGAUGUGGGACUUGACCAGGACAGGGAAGCAGAGGUGGACUCUGUUUGGGACUUCUUCAGAGGGUCAGAACCACAACAGGAUCGUCUUCAAUGUGAGUUCAGUCCACCUGCAGGACGACCGGGAGCUUCUCAUCAGCACCUCCAUGGACCGAGAGAUUAAAUGCUGGGACCUGGCCUCUCUGGACUGCUGCUGGACUCUGCCCACCCUGGGCGGUUUCAUCUACGCCCUGACCUUCUCCCCGGUGGGUGCAGGGUGCCUGGCGCUGGGCGUCGGUGACAACAUGAUCCGGGUGUGGAACACGUUGACGACCCAGAACCAGUACGACACCAGGUCCUUCUGGCAGGGCAUCAAAUCCAAGGUCACAGCGCUGGCGUGGCACCCGAAGAAAGAAGGAUCCUUGUCUUUCGGAACAGACGACGGUAAAGUUGGUAUCUACGAAGUUUUCUCAAACAGGCCUCCUCAGAUAUCGAGCUCCUAUCACAGAAAAACCGUGUACACACUGGCCUGGGGACCCCCAGUCCCCCCGAUGUCGUUUGGUGCAGCAGGAGGAAAGCCGCUCUACAGCCUGUACAGCUGCGCCGGCGAAGGCGUCAUCCUGCAGCACGAUCCGUCUAAGCUGAGUGGAGAGGCUUCGGACAUCGACAAGCUGAUCAGAGACACCAACAACAUCAAGCACAAGCUGUCUCCGCACACCGACCUCAGCUGGAAGCCAGAUGGAAAAGUGGUCGCCAUCGGCAACGAGGACGGGUGCAUCGAUGUGUACGAGGCUCCCAGCUUGAAGCUGCUGUGCAGCAUCCAGCAGCACCACAAGAUCAUCAACACGUUGCGGUGGCAUCACGCCCACAGCUCCCCGCCGGAGCUGCACUGCCUCCUGGCAUCGGGCUCCAGCAAUGCCACCGUCUACGUGCACGAUCUCCACGCCAUCAUAGAGGAUCCUCCAGACGUCCCCGUGGUGUUGACGGAGCCGUACCGCAGGCUGUGCGGUCACACAUCUAAAAUCACCGGCAUGGUCUGGAGUCCACACCACGAAGCCCGGCUGGCCACCGUCUCGUACGAUGGCACUGCCCAGGUGUGGGACGUGCUGCAGGAGGCGGCUGUCUCCAACUACCGGGGUCACGCCGGUUAUUUGCUGUGCGUGGACUGGUCGCCCGUCGAUCCGGAUGUGAUCUGGACCGGAGGGAAGGACUUCACCCUGCAGGAGUGGAGAGUCUCCAAACAAGAGUUUACAAAGCCGCCUAAAGGGAAAAAGAUGGUCAACCUGAGGGACAAGAAGAAGAAGAACAAGAAGGCGUCGGGGCCCGCAGGAGCCGCACCGCUGGAGAUGAACGGAGAGCCAGGUACAGGAGGAGGAGAGAAGGCAGCGACGGGACAGGAGCAGUCUGGUGACGAUGAGGAAGAUGAAGUCAACCCAACAAAGAGCCCUGUACCUCCAUCAGCCACUUUUGAGACGCAAAGGAAAUCCUUCACCGCCGCAAAGAGCAAAGACAAGCCAGACUUGCUGAAGAAGAAGAAGCCUCGCUCCAUGCUGCCCAUCAGCACCUCCAUGGACCAUCGGCCCAAAGAGGAGUUGCUUCAAGACUGCUUAACUCUGGCCUCUGUCAAACACAGCAGAGCUCCCCCUGCAGGGUGUGUCCCAGGCCAGGGAGAGCACAUCCACCUGGGCCUCUUCUCUGACAGAGCGGCUCUCUACCGCAUGUUUGAGGCAGAAGAGGAGGGUCAUGUGGAGGCCGGUCACUACGACUCCGUCGUGUACCUGCGGCUGUGGAGCGGAGACCUGGAGGGGGCGCUGCAGCUCGCCACCGAGAAAGGAGAGCUGAAUGAACACCUGCUGUCCGUCGCUCCGAUGGCCGGGUUCGAGGUGUGGAGCCGGACAGUGGAGGCCUUCGUCAAGCAGCUGUGUCUGCAGGAGCAGUACCUGAAGGCAGCGUCCCACCUGCUGUCCAUCAACAAGCUGUACGAGGCCGUCGACCUGCUGCGCUCUCACAAGCUCUACAGGGAGGCCAUAGCUCUGGUCAAAGCCAGGCUGCCGGCCGAAGAGCCCGCCCUGAAGGAGCUGUACACCUGCUGGGCGGCCGUGCUGGAGAGGGACGGACAUUUCUCCGCAGCCGCUAAAUGUUACCUGGCUGCAGGCGCCAGUUUCGACGCCGCUAAAGUCAUCGCCAGGAAGAAUGACGUCUCCUCGCUGAGCACGGCGGCCGGUCUAGCGAGAAUCUCAGGGGAGGUCGCUCUGGCUCAGUCGCUGGCGCUGCGGUGUGCUAAAGACUUGGCCGGUGCUCAGGACUGGAUCGGAGCCCAGGAGGUCCUGAGCUCACAGGAGAGUCUGCUGGUCCACAGGCUGCAUCUCUGUGUCGCUGAGCUGCUGGCUGGGAUGCUGGCCGAGCCUCAAGCUGCAUCUCAGCCCCGCGUCGCCAGUCACCCGUGGGCGUCGCCAGGUGAGCAUCGUCGCAGCAUCCGGGACCAAGUGAGAGACGCGUGGGAGAAGCAGUUUGGUGUGACACAAAGGUCAGCAGGUCACCGCAGCGCCGCCGCUCUUCUGCAGGAGCUGAAGUCUGUGGAGAGUCCAACGCCCACCGCCAACAUUCCUCUCAGACAGGUUCAGCUAUAUUCAUCCCUCCAUCUGACCCGUGCUGUGUUGGGCUGGUUAUUGGACGAUGAUGGACAGCUGAUGAAGGAGUUGUGGCAGGCGGUGGCCUGGCUCAGAGAGGCCGGACACUUCUGUGUGUCUGCAGAGCUCUGCAGGCUGCUGUUCCCUGACGGUGUCGUCAGUGUUUGUUCCAGGAGUCACCCCAAAGUAAUCCAUCACACAGAAGAGGAAGCCAAAGCUGCUGCCAACAGUCUACAGGCGUUUGUCUGUUACCACCGUCUGUACCAACAGUGGUGGAGGAUCUCCACCCAGAUGCAGAGCGGGUUGUCCCUCUCAGCAGCCGACUCCGACCCUGGAGACGAGGUGAAUGAUAAAGUGGUGAACGGCGGUGUGUCGGAGUCGGGGCAGAGCGUCUGCCCGGCGACUAGGAGGUUUGAUAACCUGGACUUUGAUGCGUCUGUGCUUCUGUCGGAGCGUCACGCUGCCUGUCAGGCCUCUCAGAGGUCCGUGAGAGAGAUCCAGGAGCGGCUGGCAGCCUUGGUGCUGAGGCACAGCAGAGCCCAGGGCGGGCAGCUGGAGUCUGGGGAGAAAGAAGCGGACAGCACCGCGCAGACCUCCGACACCAGAGAGGCGUCCGAUGAUGCUGGCCAACGGCCUGAGGACCAGGAGACGCUGCUCUCUUUGUCUACCAAGAUGUCAGAACAUCAGAAGCAGCUGGCCGACCUGCCGGACACAAUCAAGGUGUAUCCUCACCCAGACGUUGUUGAAUGCUGCCUGGUUCUCCUGCACCUCAGCAAGUCUUCACCGUCCGUCUCCGAGUCACUCCAACAAGAGGCCAAAGAUCUGCUCCGCACAUACGGAACAAAUCCGUCCAUCCUCAAGACCUGCCAGAAAUUCCUUACCUGAAUCUUUCAUCAGUAGACUGAAAGAAGCACUUCCACUGUACAGCCAUUUGUUGAAUAAAAAGAUCUUUAACUACAUUAAAAACGUUGUUUGAGUCU
Cottoperca gobio is the source of this 4685-nucleotide messenger RNA. It is a transcript of the gene gemin5, whose product is annotated as gem (nuclear organelle) associated protein 5. Gene Ontology annotation, biological process: spliceosomal snRNP assembly. Gene Ontology annotation, molecular function: protein binding; mRNA 3'-UTR binding. Bases 229 to 4590 code for a protein of 1453 amino acids. Gene Ontology annotation, cellular component: nucleus; SMN complex. The record is from RefSeq and is a predicted model, not a curated record. The transcript is spliced from 30 exons. Lineage: Eukaryota; Metazoa; Chordata; Actinopteri; Perciformes; Bovichtidae.